AUGAAUUCCAAGAAAUCAAAGAAAUCAAAAAAAUCAAAAAAAUCGUCAACAUCAACAACCAUUACUACCUCAGUUUUACUAGGAUUUCCUGAUGGUAAUAUACAAUCAGGCCAAGAUAAUGAUGUAUAUACUACCAAAAUUGGUGGGAGACCAAUUUGGUUAGAUGAGCGUUUUCCAUUAUCGCGUGAUUUGGUAAUGUGUAAAAACUGCGGAAGAGAAAUGGUUCUAUUGUUUCAAGGUUAUAUACCUUUGCCUCUAUCACCUUAUGAUCGUGUAAUUUAUGUUUGGGGAUGUAAUCAACAAAAUUGUAUGAAACGUGAUGGAAGCUCUGAUGAUAAUCAUGGAAAUAAUUCAUUUGUCAAGUUGGGUGAUUUAAUAUUCAAUUCAUCAGAUGAAAUAUUUGGAGACAUGAUCUCAUCCUCAUCAUCGUUACCUGGCGAUAUUAAUAAAGAAAAAGAAGACGAUGUUGAUACAAACUUAUCAAUUGAACUUGAAUCUAAAAUAAACAUAAGUUCUAAUUCUGAAAAUCAUUCAUCAGAAGGUUCAUCAUCGUCGUCGUCGUCAUGGCCGAUUAACAUACCAAUAUUUCCAGCACAAUAUGUUUAUAUAACAGAAGAAUACUUGGAUGAUGAUGACGAUUAUAUAAUUCUAAAGAAAUAUGAAAAAUAUUUAAAAAUCAAUGAAAGAGAUUACAAUCAUGAACUAGAGGGGGAUAAUAAUGAAUCAGAGUGGAUUGGAGAGAAAUACGAGAAAGCAGUAUUACCGAAAGGAUAUGACAAAGUAUUCAAAAUAUUCCUGGAUCGCGUCAACCAAUGGCCUAAUCAAUGCGUGAGAUAUGAAUUUGGAGGUCAACCACUACUAUAUAAUCAGAAUGAUUCAACAGCCAAAUUAUUAUUGUCACCAAUAACAACAGAUAAUAAGUGUAACACAUCAUUUGUAAAACAAUUAAAAACUUCAACGAAUUUAUUGCCAGUUUGCCCAAAUUGUGGAGCAAAGCGCGUAUUUGAAUUUCAGUUAAUGCCAAGUAUUCUAAGUAUUCUACCAGUCAAUGAUAUUAUUAUUAAUAGUGAAGAGGGUAACAAUGAAAUUAAUGAUAAUAAUGAAAUUAAUGACGACAAUAAACAUGAUAAUAAUAUGAAUCAAUUUAAUAUUAGUAUGGGAAUGGAAUGGGGCACAAUAAUGAUCUUUAGUUGUGAGAAAGAUUGUAGCAAAGUUGAAAAAGAUCAAGUGUUAUACUAUGAAGAAAUUGUCCUGGUACAAUAUGAAUUGUAA
This is a messenger RNA of Entrophospora candida, 1272 nucleotides long. The record is from the annotation of a GenBank genome assembly. NCBI's taxonomy places the organism in Eukaryota, Fungi, Glomeromycota, Glomeromycetes, Entrophosporales, Entrophosporaceae.